Messenger RNA from Wasmannia auropunctata (little fire ant), 553 nucleotides. RefSeq lists its product as uncharacterized. The transcript has 2 exons. NCBI's taxonomy places the organism in Eukaryota, Metazoa, Arthropoda, Insecta, Hymenoptera, Formicidae. Bases 117 to 536 code for a protein of 139 amino acids. The record is from RefSeq and is a predicted model, not a curated record. Gene Ontology annotation, biological process: mitochondrial respiratory chain complex IV assembly; mitochondrial respiratory chain complex I assembly. Gene Ontology annotation, cellular component: mitochondrial inner membrane.
CUUUUAAGAGACAAAAUAUAGUAAAGUACAGAUAUGUAUCUGCACCGUGAAUAAAGUGUACAUGAGGUGUAAAUAAAUUUGCCUGUCUCUUCUACCGGUCCUUAAUUAUCUUAGAUAUGGUAUCAAAUCAAACACUUUUAAAAAUAGCGAGCUUGGGAGGAUUUGUAACAGCAACUACAGGUUAUGCUUUUUAUUAUCGCAUACAAUAUGAUAUUAAAGAAAGUGAAACUUAUAAAGAUGUUAUGAAUACUCUACGUGCACAUAAAAAAGCUGUACCAUAUCUUGGAGAACCUAUAAUGUUGGGCCGUAUCAGUUAUGGUGAUGGACAUCGAAUGCUUGAACAUGAAGAUACAAAAAUUACACAAAGUUACAAAUGGUUUAAAAUUCCGCUUACAGGUACCAAUACUAAGGGAAAAUUAUAUUACGAAGUAAUAUUAAACCAUAAACUUGAAAACAAGCCUGAGGCGUCUAAAAUUGAAAUUACAUUUGAUAAUAUACCUGGAAAGACGUUUGUAAUAAGACAAUAUGAAAUAUAAGUUAAAAUAAUGACAAA